AUGUUAAACGUCACACGAUUGCGGGGGAUUUGCAGUCGUUUGGUGUCGAAGAACACAUUCGAUUGGCCAUCAGAGGCGUGCUGCGUUCGUCAAAUGCAUGAUCGAAGCGGUGUGCCGAGGGUCGUAGACGACCACGAGGAAAAAAUGUACAAGACCGUCGAUGCUGGUUACUAUUAUCGCUAUCAUCGCAAAGGAAUCGAUCCACUACCGAGAAUUCCCAAUUGUCGUGUGCCUGUUGCACGACCCAAAUACAAAGGUAUACUCAAUUUUGAAGACUCUUUCAUGCUCUUCUCAUUCUCUAUGAAAUUUACACGGUAG
This is a messenger RNA of Anisakis simplex (herring worm), 318 nucleotides long. The record is from the annotation of a GenBank genome assembly. NCBI's taxonomy places the organism in Eukaryota, Metazoa, Nematoda, Chromadorea, Rhabditida, Anisakidae.